Messenger RNA from Oncorhynchus masou masou (cherry salmon), 3178 nucleotides. RefSeq names its product adhesion G protein-coupled receptor G3-like. Gene Ontology annotation, molecular function: G protein-coupled receptor activity. The record is from RefSeq and is a predicted model, not a curated record. Gene Ontology annotation, cellular component: plasma membrane. The coding region runs from base 968 to 2377 and encodes 469 amino acids. Gene Ontology annotation, biological process: cell surface receptor signaling pathway; adenylate cyclase-activating G protein-coupled receptor signaling pathway. Lineage: Eukaryota; Metazoa; Chordata; Actinopteri; Salmoniformes; Salmonidae. The transcript is spliced from 14 exons.
CUGACUUCUCUUCGUCAGAGUCACAGAGCGGUGCGAGUGCGGAGCUUGAUAGGGAUCAAAUCAUAUGAAAGUUCCAUCUGCAUCUAAUAUGUUUCAAAUUUCACAAUAUGGCUAUGGCGUUUUUGUGUUGGUGGUUUAUUUUUUUGUGUUGGUGGUUUAUAAAGCAUCAUCUUCCCAACCUGAUUGUAUUGGUAUUUGUGAGUCCCGAGGAAAGGAUGCAACAGAGAAGCCACUUUGUUUGGAUGAAAAAUGGCAUGAAUGCUUCUGCACUUAUCAAAUUUCCAGUCUUACACGGACGUGUACUUUAAUAAUGGAAAUAAGUCAUAUCCAGCAGUGCAUCGAUUUAUACUCAAGACAGGUGUCAUUUUCAUUCACAUGGAACACAACCUGCAAACUUCCUAACUUGUCGUCUGGAUUUUCAGGUAAUUCUGAUACAGCAAAGUGCCAUUUCUCGAACCUUGAUGUCCAGCUGCUGAAAACACUAUUACAAAUCUGAGUAACACAUUUGCAUUAAUUUAUUUCAACUUCGUUCAGGUUAUUCUCAAAUGUUUGAAACAAACAUGGCCCAUUUGCCCCGAGAGGAAUCGUGUGUAGAUGAUCUAGUCUUCUACUGUCAUUAACCAAAAUAAAGCAUGUGUUUUUACUCAGUGUAUGUUGAUUUGACCAAUAGCCUGGACUCUGUUCUCUACUUACAGAUUGCGCCAUCAACAUCAAGCUGCCAUAUGUUGACAACUGCAAAGACAGACCUCAAAUAAAAUGUGUGGAUCAAUUGACCUUUAUUAAAAUUACAAAUCAGUCCACUACUGGUCAGGCAACUACUAUUAGAAUUGAAAAUAAAGUCACAACCAAAACCUCACACAUUGCGAGAGAAUGUGAUUCUGAAAACAUUGGACUGACUUAUGCAAAUAAUAACCUGAUCUCUGUUGAUGCAUUUGUCAGAAAAUGCAUAAGAAAUGCAAAAAAAAUAAUGAAUGGUCAGCAGUUAUGUUCCAUAAAAAACAUAUUUCAGAACAUUACCAAGCAGGGACCUCAGAAAGUGAUCCUCGACAGCAUCAAAGGUUCAGUGACAUCACAUCAGAAGAACAAUUUGCUAAAGUUUAGAAUGGCUCUACCCUCCACCAAUAAUGCCACGUUGGAGAAGAUGGAUGACAUUUGGUUGGAGAUUCCUACUGAGGCUUUGAAUGCUAUUCUGGGAGACAUGAAACAGGAAGUUAACCUGGGAGCAUUUUGGUUUGAGAAUGACAGCCUGUUCCCGGUGGAGGAGAACAACACUGAGCUCCUAAACAGUCGAGUGGUAUCCAUCGAUGUGGGAGAGGACAUCUCAGGCCUCAGUAACUAUUUUAAGAUCACGUUCCUCUUCCAGAAUGCAUCAGUGGAAAACAAAUCACUAGCAUGUGUGUUCUGGGAUCUUGAAAAUGAUACUGUUGCACAUUGGAAUUCCGCUGGAUGUGUCACUGAGACAAAGGAAAAUGAAACAAUGUGCUCUUGUAACCACCUUUCAUUCUUCGCUGUACUUAUGUCUCCGGUCAGUGGCUCCAGUGCCAGUCUGAGCUCCUCCUCUGUGUGGUUGCUGACGUUGUUGUCCAGGGUGGGCUGUGGAAUAUCCCUCUGUUUCCUGUGUCUGGCUCUCCUCAUCCACCUCAGAAGGGGAAAAUCUGAUGAUUCCCUGUGCAUCCACAUCCACCUGUGUGUGGCGCUGCUGUGCCUCAACCUAACCUUCCUCAUCAACGACAGCCUAGCCUCUCUUGGUGUCCAUGGCCUGUGUGUUGCUACGGCAGCAGCCACCCACUACUCCCUGCUAUGCACCCUCACCUGGUUCUCCCUGGAAGGCUUCCACCUCUAUCUGCUCAUCAUCCGGGUCUUCAACAUCCACGUCAACAGAUACCUCCUCAAACUGGGCCUGGUAGGAUGGGGUGAGUGCAGAAUACCUGGCAUAGUAGUUACCAUAAUUGUUGCUUGUGGCAAAUAUGGAGAAUACAGAAUAUACCAGCAAGACGGUGGUGCUAUUCAAAUGUGCUGGCUGACUGACUCCGCUCUGAACACGGUGUCCUUCUCGUACUUCGUGCUGACAUUCGCGGUGAACAUGCUGUGUUUUGGGUCUGUGACAGUGAAGGUGGUGAGGGCCCACCGUCAGAGUCCUGUCCUGAGGGAGAGGGGUAUGAACAGGGGGACAGUACUCAGUCUGCUGGGUCUGGCCUGGCUCCUGGGGGUCUCCUGGGGGGUCCUGCUCUUCCAGUUUGGCCCCCUGAGGGAGACAGCCUUCUACAUCUUCUGCACCAUCAACUCUCUCCAUGGCCUCUUCCUCUUUCUACGCUAUUGGGCUUUAACUCGGCCAGAGAAGGCAUCUAUCUCCAUGGCAACCACUGUAUCUUCUUGAACUGAGAUGCAUCCAGCUGAGAGGCCAGUCCCUGACUAACACGGUUAAACCUUCUACUACUAAUACCACUGCUUCCAUUUUAUUACAUAAGUACAAUAUUUAGUAUGUUGGUUUAUAACUUUCACUAUAGGCAAACCUAAACAUACAUUAUAAAUCGUAAUUGUUUCCAGGUUUGCUCGUAAGCUUACUUUGCUCAUAAUACUUUUUUUAAACUUUUCAAAGUUGUGCUGUUUAUUGCACUUUGUGUGCAUUUUGCUGUAUGACCCACCUUCCAUGCAUAUUCAGUUUUGAUGUGUAUAGUCCAAGGCAAACAUCUAUUAGGUUCAAGUGAUUUUCAUCUAUGAAAAUAAUCAAAAAAGUUUGGAUACCCAAUCGAUCACUCACCGUCGUACACGAGGGUAAGAUGAUGUAGUCAACUAUGAAUUGGUGCCUUUCUGUGUCUUUGACUGUUAUCAAAAACCCUCUGAAAGAUAUGCUCUUUUUUUAGUCCAUCUAACAUUUUGGAGAAUUUUAAUUCCCUUUUGGUUUUUGCAGAAAAGGCGUACAGUAUAUAACCUCCUAGCCUAUGGGCUACCUGAGAGAACAUUAGGCCUACAAGUAGAUAGUACCUUAGCAUAACACCAUAUUUGCAGGGAUAGAAAAUCAAUGUUUAGAAAUGAACAUUUUUAGAUUGUGUAAACCUUUUCUUUGUGUAAAUAACUACCUCUUCUGCACAUGCUGUUUUUGUUCUCCUUUUACUUUGUGAUCAUAUUGUUUUGUAUUUUCUUGUGUGCCAUUUAAAAAAAAAGGAAAUAGAUAUCC